GUGUGUGUUUGAGGUCGUGUUAGGGCCACCCCCAAAAUAAUGAUCGCUGACCGAUCACACCACCUCGGCGUCCCCCAUAAACAAUCGCCUGUCCUUCAUAAGGAGGAGAGCGUGUUUGUUGUGAGCCAGUUAGGACCGACCGUCAGCCGGACUGUUACACUUACAGAGCACCUCUGCAGUGGUGGGGAAUUCUUCACAAGAAACUUAGUCGCAGCAACGAGACCAUGAAGUUCAGGCUCGUAUGGGUGAUACUUCUGCUGGUGCUGGUGGCGGCGUGCCACGCCGAGCACCCCGGGCACGACAGCGGCGAGCACGACGACGACGGGCACAGCCAGCACAGCUCACAGGAGCACGACCAGCACAGCUCACAUGAGCAUGAAGAACAUGGUCACCAUGCUCACGGGCACGCUCACGGCCCGGAUCACGAACACGGUGAGAGCCAUGAAGGGCACGAUCACGGAAAGGGCCACGAGCACGGUGAGAGUCAUGAAGACCAUGAUCAUGGCCCAGGUCACCAGCAUGGUGACAGCCACGAGGUCCACCACGACUCCCAUGCAAAGGAGCUGAAAGAGUACUGCCAUGGAGAGUGUCCUGAGUUCGAGACGCUGUGCCACACCGAUGAGUACGACGUGCGGCGGUACAAAAGCGCCCUCUGGAUCUCCACCACGGUAUCGGACCCGUCCCUGUACCAGGGCCACGUGCGCGGCUGGAACCGCCUGCACAAGUACAUCAGGGGAGGCAACAAGGAAGGAGUGAAGAUGCCGUACACCGCACCCCUGGUGACGCAGACCCGGGAACCCCAGGAGAGCCCCUUCCACGAGAUCACGGUGUCCAUGCCGCUCCCCAAGGCCAUGGCUCACAACCCUCCCACACCGAACGACCCUCAUGUUGUGAUCGAUCUCGUUCCCGAGUCUGUGAUGUACGUGAAGAAGUUCCGUGGCCGUGCGGCGCGUGUCGGGUUUGUGGCAGAGCGGGAGGCCAAGAAGUUCUUCACCGCCCUGAAGCACCACCACGAGCCCUUCCACGGCACACAUGACUACUUCUACAUCGCUCAAUAUGACAGUCGGACUGGAUCCUCUGACCCAAAAACGUACAACGAGAUCUGGGUUUUCGCCAUCAACGAGAGGACGUUCAAGUGGCUGGAGUUUAACGACCUGGUCGGGCACGGAGAGGGGAUCCCGCACUGCCUGCAUCACGACGACAGGAUAGGCUCCUGGCACAAGAUGGAGCAGAAGGACAUCCCUGUAGAGGCCCUGGCCAGGAGGCAGUGUUCCGAGACCUUCUGUGAAGCACCGAAGAAGUGCCCCAAGUAUACGGCAAAGGAAGUGAAAGAGGUGGACGAUCACACCAUCAAACUGAGAGAGGAGAAGGACCUGAAGGCCGUCGGUGUCGUCCCUCUCACCUGUAACUUCGACACGGCCAUGCAUUCCACUACAGGACCCCUCAUGGAGUACUUGAACGAAACAGGCGUUCCUCUGUCGGACGUCGCCAUGACCAUGACCGCUGUUGUAGAGAAGAGAGAGAACGAGGACGGGAAGGAAGGCUGUGGGAAGUUCUACAAGGUCUACUUUGGCAUGGGCGGCGGAAGCGGCAAGCCAGAAGAUGACUACACCCUGUCUUUGAACGAAGAUCUCUUCCACGCACCGAAAACCAUCAAGGUGUUGCACGACGGGCAGGCUGCAGGAGGGACUCAGUUCUACACCAAGUGUUUCGGUGGAAACGCCUACUACGAGCCAGAGACCGUCACUGCUGUGUCGAAGAUGACCAUGCACAAGCUGAGGGACGUGAAGAAGUGCAUACUGCAGGACCACUUCACUGUCAUCGAGUACCACUCUCAGUCCAGGCUGUUCGACAGGUUUAACGAGAUCAACAUCGAUGCCGACCUGGACUGUAGUGACCAGGAAGGCCGUCCGGAGUUCACCUUCCACCUCCCGCUGAGUAAGAACUACAACCGGCACGAGCCGAAGCCUGUGUUCGGGGACCGCUGUACCACGUACGAGUGUCCCAACAUGUCCGUCGCCAUGAGGUUUGAGAACAACCUUAGGCUCAUGAAACACCCAGUUGCAAAAUGGCUGUGUGCAAACAGCACGUCGCUGUCCUGUUCUUACGAGCAGGCCUGGGAGAAGGCACUCCAGCCCAUCCUGUCAUACAUCAACGGCAAGAACGAGGACAACGUCAGGAUGCAGAUCACCAAACCCCUGUAUGGACAGGGACAUACCGGAGAGAAGGGUAACGAGUGCGUGAAGUCGUUCACGUUGUGUAUGUACAUCCCACAUGAAUAUACGGAGAACCCACCAAAGCCCAUCGAUGACCAUAUUGGCAUCCGGUCAGGAGACAAGGAAAGUUACUGGUUCCAGUCCGUGUUCGUGGGAAAGCCGACCCCGGAGAUACUCUACAAGUCCCUGACGGACAUGACUGAACAGCUGGACGCUCUCAAGCCGUUUGGAGUCGAUUAUUCCAUAGACGGACAGGAGCUCUGGUUUGGUGGGUAUGACGACCCUGGUGAUGAGAACGGCCUGCACGAGAUCAUCGUUGUAGACCAACAGCACAUCUACUGGAAGCCCGAGGAACAUGAGGGAGAGGAAGGGGAAGAGAAGAAGGAGGAGGCUGAUGCGCACGACCACGACUGGGUCGACCUUCCCAAGCCGAAGGGCUGCAGUGACAAGACUUGUCUAGAGAUCCACGUCACCAAAGAGCACGACGAUUUCAUGGAGAUCCACUUCCCGAAGACCAAGGGCGUGUGUCAGUGGCAGCAGGGCUGUUUGCAUGGGAUGUCGGGACGGUCUGUCCUCCUGCCGCUCUUCAAGUACUUCAACGGAGAUAACGCCGAGAAGGAGGUCAUCGGAGACAUGACGUCACCAAUCGUGCUUCAGGUUAAGACUUACAGUGAUGAGGAGGAGUCGAAGGGCAUCGAUGCGUGUGACCGGGAGUACCAGGCCUGUGCCAGGCUGCCUGACGCCUGGAUUGACCAGGGCAAGGACAUACCAAAACCGAAUGGAGAAGGGAUGUCAACAUUUGACAAUGAGGGUGCGGAUGCCUAUGCCAUCUCGGUGAAGGACGUUACGCUACAGAGCGCUUUGGCAGAACGUACAGAGGAACUCAGACAAAAACUGGAGGAGCAGGAACUCGAGUUUGAUAAGGACUGGGUGCUGAUCUUCCAAUAUGACGCCCCUUUCACUCCGCCCGAAGAUAAGGUCACCUACGUGGCUUUCCUCAAGCCUUCUGAAGCAAAGGAAGGAGACGAGGAGGCACCAACCGACGGAGAGUGAGGAGAGCAGAAGGAGAAGGAGGAGGGUGAAAGAAGAAGAAUCUAAGGAGGGGGGAGGAGAAUCCGAAGAUGAGACACCAGACGAAGCUGAGAAGGCGGAGGGAGAAGAUGAGACAAGAAUGCCGUGCAAUCACAAAAUGUAGAAACAUCAGUUCUCUCCUGCGUUGUAGCUUUAUCAGGAGUCUAUUGAUCAAGAGUCAAGUUACUUGAAUGCUAUAGUUUAUAAGAAAGUUUUGUCAGCAUAGCUAGCUGUUGCAUAAUGUUGUUGAAAUGAGUAGCAAAAGUCAUCGUAGAUCGUUGACAUUUUCCCAGUUUGGUGGAUUUACUGGUAGCUGCGUUCGUACUAGUCGUUCUAUAUCUUUGCAUUUGUCUAUUAACACUUUACCUGGUGUUUCAAUUUUUUUAAUGAUACAUAAAGAAUUCAUUGUUAUGAAAUGCGUAACUGUAAAGAUGAUGAGACUAACUCAUGUAUUUUUGUUUCUAAUAAUUAAAUGGACGAAACGUCUACUGCGGAUAUGGCUGUGCAUACUGAAAUUGUACUGAUUCGUAUCCUUCAACCUUGCACAUGGCAUGAAAUAAAAGUCGACAUUU
Molecule: messenger RNA, 3859 nt
Organism: Branchiostoma belcheri (Belcher's lancelet)
Lineage: Eukaryota; Metazoa; Chordata; Leptocardii; Amphioxiformes; Branchiostomatidae
Exons: 23
Coding region: 225-3269 (1014 amino acids)
Source: RefSeq, a predicted model, not a curated record